AUUGCAAUGUCAAUAUUAUAUAUUAGCCUAUAUUAUCAUCUAAUCAAUGAGUCUGUAUUUUUUUUUCUUCAGAAAAGGGAACCUUACCUAGAGCACCCGAGGCAGCACAGCUCUCAAGACGUGUCAACCCCUCUUUGUGUAUCGUCCAAUCAACAGGAGUCCUGCUCUCUACUUCCGCUGGUAAUUGGGGGGAGAUGGGAAAGGCGUGCGCACGCAUGGCACAGGGUAAACACUCGCUUCCAGAGAUGAACGGGUAGAAGUGUCAGAUGGAAGGAGAAAAAGAGUGAAGGAAGAAAAUAGAUAAAAUCAUUUAUGUAGACCAUUUGGAAUUGUGUAGUUUCCAACACUUCAGAUUCGAAGAGCAGAAGCGGAGAAGAGUGGUGUCUUUCCGACAAGCCUCCUUCGAUACGGAUCCUAGAAGAGAGCGUCCUUUUGUGGGAGUUAACUGAAUAUAUACGUCCAGCAGAAAACCAAAACUUUUCAUAUUUUAAUUCUUAAAAAUAAAAUAAAAAUCCUACGGAAUGCAUAAAGAUAAUUUUCUAUUCACCAAUCGCUGCCUUUAAACUGGUGGAACGUGAAUACAUUUUCAUAGGCCUACUAAUAGAUAAACAAAACAUCAACUUUUAUAUGCAUUUUUGUUAAUCUUUUCGAUGGAUUAGUUGGCAUUUUUUUUAUCUCCAUUUUAUGGCAUAGUAUAACAUUCAACACGCUUUCUCAACAUUUUUAAACAUUUUUAUUGGAUUAGAGCACUCUGUUUGAGAAGAUAAAUUGAUCCAACGAGGGAAGAGGGAGAUCAAUCACAGGCUUUAUGGUUUGGGGAAUGGCAACAGCCACCUCCAGUCCAUACCUGGCCAGCAAUAGGAUCCUGUCCACCGGCUCCAUCGUGCACUCAGACCGGGGGGUCGGUGACAUGCAGCCGGGGAGCACCGCUGUCACCUCGGUGUCGGACGGAUACAGAGGGGACUCUUCGGUGAAGAUGGUGCAGAGUGACUUUAUGCAGGGCGCUAUUGCGACGAGCAACGGGGGACACAUGUUAAGCCAUGCCCACCAGUGGGUGACAUCCCUGCCACACGCCGCCGCUGCAGCAGCCGCAGUGGCAGCUGCCGAAGCCGGUUCUCCCUGGUCUCCCGGCCCGGUGGGAAUGAGAGACAGCCCGCAGCUGCAGGACGUGAAGAGAAACUCCGGCAGAGAGGACCUGCACUCGGGCUCCGCUCUACACCACAGGUCUUCGCAUCUGGGCUCCCACCAGGCACACCCAGGAGCCUGGGGAGGCACCUCAGCCGCUCACAUAUCCAGCAUCUCCGAAGGACAGCAGCAGCAACAGUCGCUGAUUUACUCCCAGCCCGGGGGAUUCACGGUUAACGGGAUGCUCAGCUCACCGGGUAGUAGAAGCCUAAUGCACCCGGGGAUGGUGAGGGGGGAAUCCCCUGAUCUCGACCACGGCAGCCACCAUCAUCACCAUCACCACCACCACCACCAGCAUCCACAUCAUCCGCAGCACCACGUCGGGGUGAGCCAUGACGCUCAGUCCGACGAGGAUACGCCAACCUCGGACGACCUAGAGCACUUCGCUAAACAGUUCAAACAGCGCAGGAUCAAACUGGGCUUUACACAAGCGGACGUGGGAUUGGCGCUGGGCACCCUGUACGGAAACGUCUUCUCACAGACCACGAUAUGCAGGUUCGAGGCCCUGCAGCUGAGCUUCAAGAACAUGUGCAAGCUGAAGCCGCUGCUCAACAAAUGGCUGGAGGAAGCUGAUUCGACCACCGGUAGCCCUACCAGCAUCGAUAAGAUCGCGGCGCAGGGCAGGAAGAGGAAAAAGCGCACGUCCAUCGAGGUGAGCGUCAAAGGAGCUUUGGAGAGCCACUUUCUCAAAAGCCCCAAACCAGCAGCCCAGGAGAUCACCUCUCUGGCGGACAGUCUGCAGCUGGAGAAGGAGGUGGUCCGGGUCUGGUUCUGCAACCGCAGGCAGAAGGAGAAGAGGAUGACGCCACCGGGGCUGCCACACAGCCCGGAGGACGAGUACUCUCAGGUCGACAACAUGAGCGCAGGCACACCGUCACCUUCCAUGGACUGCAAGCGAAUGUUCAGCGAUACGUGAGAAAUAAACAGAACACCGAACAAUAAUAUUUUGGAGGGCUGAAAUAAGACACUGUCAGAGCUGAGAAAAUACUAGCAAGAUAAAUGAUAUUUUACGUGUGCCAAGCGGGAACAGUUACUUUUAGGCCUACAUGAAACAAUGAAACAAAACAAAAAUCUUACCCAUCCACAUUACUCCAUCCUGACCUGACUGGUAUUUUCUCUUAGGAAAGUUAGAAAUUAAAACAUGCGAUAUUAGGCAACACAUUGUCGAAUGGACAAUCUUAAUCCGUUUUUAGCCUGUUAUAUAUUACAAUAAAAUGUGUGUGUGUGUGUGUGUGUUUCACAAACUACAUCUUUCCCUUUUAUUUUAUUUUGAACCAAAAUGAUUGUUUCAGUUCUCUGCCCCAUCUUUGGCCCCAUGUGAAAGACAACGAUACGCUUUAACAUCUCCCCAUGAUCGCCCUUGUUAUUUUGUAAUAUUUCAUAUUGUGUGGCCCUAUUUUAGAACAAACUAAAUCAACGACUCUUUUUUUUUGCAGCACUAAUUGUUAUUGGAAAUGAUCCCUUCUGCAGUUGAAGGGGGUCGCAUUACAUUCCCACUUAUAUGCUUUUGUUUUGUUUUUACAAACAAGUUAUGAUAGAAUAUUUUUAAGAAUCUGAAUCUUUUUCACCAUGCUGACCUUCUGUUCUAAUGCUACCAUAUAAUUCAUGUACUAUAAUGAGCAAUACUUUAUUUACCCCCAACUUUACAUUAUGUGGUAUUGCUAACUUAACCCUUUUAUUCACGUUUGUUAUGAUUAGACUGUUAUUGCAGUGAUGAUGAUGAUAGGCCUAUGCCUGCCUACAUGUUAUGUUCAAAGGAGCACGAAUUCCCAAAAGCUGACGUCAUUGUUGUUUGUUAUAGCCUUGUAUACUUCUAUGUGAUGAUUUUGACAGUAGCCUAAUAUAUUUUAAAUGGUUAUUUCAUGAAGGAUUAUUGAGAACAAUAAAUUUGUCAUAACGGAUA
Molecule: messenger RNA, 3088 nt
Organism: Oncorhynchus mykiss (rainbow trout)
Lineage: Eukaryota; Metazoa; Chordata; Actinopteri; Salmoniformes; Salmonidae
Source: RefSeq, a predicted model, not a curated record